AUGGCGUCCCUGAAGGCCGUCAAGCCCGCCGUACUUGCAGGGCAGGCCAAGGAGCCUGCCAAGCUCAGUGCCACGGCGUCCAAGCCAGCAGCCACCAAGGAGCCAGCAAAGCUCAGUGCCACGGCGACCAAGCCAGUAGCCGCCAAGGGUGGCGUCAAGAAGGCUGACUCGAAGCCCAGGGAGACUAAGAAGAGGCAGGUGAAGAGCAGCAAGCCAGCAGCAGCAAAAAACUGAAAACGGCAGCAGGAGAAAUGGAGCUUGCAUGGAGAUCUCCAUCAUGCUAUGAAUUAUAUAUGAAUCCCAUCUUUCCCUUCCUCUGUCUCCCACGAUGUCGAUCAUGCCUAGACAGGCGUCGACGGUGUGUGCUCAAUCCCGUGUGACGAAUAUUACAAAUAAGAAGUAUAGUUCUACCA
Molecule: messenger RNA, 413 nt
Organism: Lolium perenne
Lineage: Eukaryota; Viridiplantae; Streptophyta; Magnoliopsida; Poales; Poaceae
Source: RefSeq, a predicted model, not a curated record